Molecule: messenger RNA, 822 nt
Organism: Aureobasidium pullulans EXF-150
Lineage: Eukaryota; Fungi; Ascomycota; Dothideomycetes; Dothideales; Saccotheciaceae
Product: Coq4-domain-containing protein
Exons: 2
Coding region: 1-822 (273 amino acids)
Biological process (GO): ubiquinone biosynthetic process
Cellular component (GO): mitochondrion; mitochondrial inner membrane
Source: RefSeq, a predicted model, not a curated record
AUGCCGUUACGCUUCCAGACGAGGUCCUUUUCUGUCCUCAACAGGCCCAAGCCCAACUACCCUGGCCAUGUACCACUGACCUUUGUCGAGCGAUGUGGUCUCGCUGUCGGCUCUGCCUUUGGCUCCAUGCUCGACCACCACCGCCACGAUCUGAUUGCCGCGCUGGGUGAGGCAACAUGCAAGCCCUACUUCAUCACACGCCUACGACAGAGCAUGCUGUCGCAUCCCACUGGCCGCCGCAUCCUCCGUGACCGUCCCCGCAUCUCCAGCAAGACAAUGUCGCUCGAAUACUUGCGCUCCCUCCCCGACAACUCGGUCGGCCGUGUCUAUGCCCAAUGGCUGGACCGCGAAGGCGUCACCCCUGAUACCCGGGACCAGGUUCGAUACAUUGACGACCCCGAAGAAGCCUAUGUCAUGCAGCGCUACCGCGAGUCGCAUGACUUCUACCACGCUCUCACUGGAUUACCCGUCUUCGCCGAGGGUGAGAUUGCUCUGAAAGCCUUUGAGUUUGCCAACACCCUUCUGCCAAUGACCGCUCUCUCCAUGGCUGCCGUCGUCAAGCUGAAACCUGCUGCGAGACGCCGUUUCUGGUCCACCUACUUACCUUGGGCUGUGUCCAACGGCCUGCGUGCACAAGAUGUCAUCAACAUAUACUGGGAGGAGGUGCUCGAAAAAGACUGUGAUCAGCUGAGACAAGAGUUGGGCAUCGAGAAGCCUCCAGAUCUCCGUGAGCAGAGAAAGAUAAUGAGAGACCAGAAAAAGGCCGAAAAGGCCGCCAUUGAAGCACGACAAACGGUGGGUCAAGCUCUCAAGUCGAAUUGA